Messenger RNA from Trematomus bernacchii (emerald rockcod), 1095 nucleotides. It is a transcript of the gene ppp1r42, whose product is annotated as protein phosphatase 1, regulatory subunit 42. The transcript is spliced from 6 exons. The record is from RefSeq and is a predicted model, not a curated record. Lineage: Eukaryota; Metazoa; Chordata; Actinopteri; Perciformes; Nototheniidae. Gene Ontology annotation, molecular function: protein binding. The coding region runs from base 517 to 1095 and encodes 192 amino acids.
UUUACGUCGCUUUACGUCAUCUCCAUGGCAACAUCAAACACAACACCUGACUCGUGGUUUAGCUAGCAUCUAGUUAGCAUUUCACCAUGUCCUGGUUCUGGAAACAUUUUGACAUUAUAUUUACCUUUGUCUGGCUUUACGCACUUAUUAACCAAACUAGAUUGCUUAUUUUUUACUCUCUGUAUCGUAUGACAGUGAUGAAGUACCGGUCUCUGGAGAGGAGCUAGUCCGCUAGCCUUUAGCUCUUUAUCAAUCAGAGCCUCAUCAGUGAAUCCUGUCACCCGUCAGAUUCUGUGACCUUUACGUCGCUUUACGUCAUCUCCAUGGCAACAUCAAACACAACACCUGACUCGUUUUUUUACAGCAGUUUAGCUAGCAUCUAGUUAGCAUUUCACCCUGUUCUGGUCCUGGAGACGUUUAAACAUUACAUUUUGACGUCCUCUUCGUUGACGCAUUUUUCAGCGUCUGCUGAACGCUCGGCUGCUUCUGAAAGGUUUCUUUCUGACAGGAGACACGAUGGUGCGUCUCACCGUGGAUCUCAUCGCUAAAUCUAGAAACCACUUCAAAAAGAAAAGAGGCCUUUCCUUCCCAGAGUACCUGAGGACGCUCACACACCUCCACUUCUUCAGCAAGAACAUCGAGGACAUAGGGGAUCUCUCGAUGUGUAGAAACCUCACCGUUCUCUACCUGUACGAUAAUCACAUCUCACACAUCUGCAACCUGGCCUUCGCCUGCAACCUCACACACCUGUACCUGCAGAACAACCACCUCACACACAUGGACAACCUGCACAACCUGCAGAGGCUCAACAAACUGUAUCUCGGAGGGAACAGGAUCUUGGUGGUUGAAGGUUUGGAGAAUCUUCCAGAUCUGAGCGAGCUUCACCUGGAGAACCAGAGGCUGCACCCGGGGGAGAAGCUGCUCCUCGACCCCAUGACCCUCCUCUGCCUCGCUGAAUCUCUUUGCGUCCUAAACAUCAACAACAACAACAUCGAUGACAUCAGAGACCUGACGGUGCUGAAGGAGCUCCGACAUUUCUCUGCUGCGGACAACAGACUAAACAAUCUGGAGGUAAACACAAAUAUCUCUACUUAA